CAAAAGGUUCUCACAACUUAUUACCCCAAACUCCCCCCUAAACAAGCAAAAAGACCACGACACAUACCAAUUCCAUUAACCUUCCUCCCAUCAUCUUCCAUCAAAUUACUCCCUCCAUCUCUCCCUCUCUCUCUCUCUCUCUUCUCAAUAGCUGUCCCUGGCCUUUUCCUCCUCCAUGCUUCCCCUCGCCGCCCAUUUCCUCCUCCUCCUCCACCCUCCACCACCAUGACCCCAAAGCUCCCUCAUGCCCUAUUCACCAUGCUCUGGCUAUCCCUCCUCCUGCUGUUGCUUCUCGAGUUCUACAGGUCCAGGUCCCAUCUCAGCAACAUACAGCACAUCGUCGGCAUCGGCACCAGGACCGAAUCAUCGCCCUCAUCCCCAUCCUCAUCCUCGACCUUUCACCACCGCGGUUCCAUCAACCGGAAGGUCCUGGCCAGCAAGUUCGACUUCGCCCCGUUCCAGAAACGCCACAGGAAGAGCCACCGGCCGGAGCCACCCGAUGAUGGUCGCGAGAUCGACCCCCGCUAUGGCAUGGAGAAGAGGCUGGUCCCGACCGGGCCGAACCCGCUGCAUCACUGAUUGAUGCAUAUUCAAUACCCAGUGGCAAGUUUUACAUCGCUGCAACCUGCAUGGAAAUUACAUCUCUUUGAAACCAUCCAUGAUGAUCUGCACUGCACCCCUGGGGCUCCAGAGAAACACGAUCUUUCGUCAGCUCCACCUUGUACAUGCAUUGAGUUGUCACUAUUGUGUUAUGAUGAAGAAGAACAGCAUAAUCUUGGGUUUUAGUUCAACUACAAUAUACAUAAUUUUUUUUCUUCUUUAUUUGUGAUGAUGAGCUUUGAUGUUCGAUCGGAAUGACAUAUGUUUGAUUAUUUUACUGUUAA
Messenger RNA from Eucalyptus grandis, 884 nucleotides. RefSeq names its product CLAVATA3/ESR (CLE)-related protein 12. The record is from RefSeq and is a predicted model, not a curated record. The transcript has a single exon. Bases 226 to 579 code for a protein of 117 amino acids. Lineage: Eukaryota; Viridiplantae; Streptophyta; Magnoliopsida; Myrtales; Myrtaceae.